AUGGACAUUCUCAUUGCCGACCGGUAUCGCGUUGAGCGUAAGAUCGGCGCCGGAGGCUUCGGCCUCGUUUAUUCCGGAACCGACCUCUCCUUGGGCGAGGAGGUCGCCAUAAAGCUCACGUUUGUUCGAAACAACCCCGAGGUGCUCCGAGGCGAGAAGGACACAUACGACGCGCUAGACAGUAGGGUCGGAAUCCCGCGAGUGCGAUGGUUCGGGCAGGAGUACGAUUUCUACGCGCUGGUCAUAGACGCCCUUGGCCCGUCACUCGAGGAUCUUUUUAACUAUUGCGACCGGAAGUUCUCUCUCAAGACUAUUCUCCUUAUCGCCGACCAGGCCAUCGCCCGAAUUAAGUAUAUCCAUUCGAAGGGCUUCCUCUAUCGCGAUAUUAAACCGGACAACUUCCUUAUAGGGGUUGGCAGGCAAGGGAACUCACUAUAUAUGAUUGAUUUUGGUCUCGCCAAGGAGCUUUCCAAUGCCGAGCGUCGUAAGAAUAUAGAGGGUAUCCCGCUAGGUGGCACCAGACAGUACGCAAGCAUCAACAACUAUAAUGGCCGUGGUAGGUGUCUUAUCGCGGACGACCUGGAGUCCUUUGGGUAUAUUUUCCAGGGUCUAAAGGUUAAAUUUGCCACAUAUAUCAACUAUACCCGGGGACUGGCUUUUGAUGAUAAGCCGGACUACUUGUACCUUCGCCGGCUUUUCUAUCGCCGGUUUCGAGCGGAAGGUUUCACAUAUGACCACGUCUUCGACUGGACUAAGAAGUCGUUUAAGGAGAUACAGAGCUAA
This is a messenger RNA of Chaetomium strumarium, 783 nucleotides long. RefSeq names its product casein kinase 1, delta. NCBI's taxonomy places the organism in Eukaryota, Fungi, Ascomycota, Sordariomycetes, Sordariales, Chaetomiaceae. Gene Ontology annotation, biological process: endocytosis; peptidyl-serine phosphorylation; signal transduction. The transcript has 6 exons. The record is from RefSeq and is a predicted model, not a curated record. Gene Ontology annotation, molecular function: protein serine/threonine kinase activity; ATP binding. Gene Ontology annotation, cellular component: nucleus; cytoplasm. The coding region runs from base 1 to 783 and encodes 260 amino acids.